AACCGUACGUACAAGUACAGUACAAAGUCAGAUCGCGUUGGGGGUGGUGCUGGUGGUAUGCUUGGCGGGCCGGGUCCAUGCAAGUUGUAAAAUUCCUUCAUCAUUUCAUGGACACCAGGCUUGAAGGCUUGAUGCUCGCUCAGCUCUAUGAGAUAUGACACGCAACACGCCUCAGUUUGUCCAUGCCUAGCCAUGCACUCUCCAAGCCAGUCUCCAGGACCUACUCCACCGGCAGAACCUUCAUCCACACUGCAGUCCGUGUCUGGAACAGUCUCCUAGAUGGUGAAGUUGGAGAGAUCAAAGACAGUGGUGCUCCUUCAACUGUAGGGUGCAUCAACAUCUCCUGUCAACACAUUGAUUUGCUGCAUGCCAGUCCCUGUACACUUCCAGUUCCUGUUCUGAUGUUGCAUCCUUCCCAGCCCAUGACUCUGUUCAGUACAUUCCGCGCGAGUUGGUCGGUUGAGAUUGUCACAACCACUCAAACAACAACAUGCGCCAGUUCUUCACAACCAGACUCAAACAACAGUAAUCGCGUCAAUUUCUGCAGUGGGCACCCUGGAAAUGAAUUUUACAUUGGUCAGACGAGUGUAUAUCGUCCAGUUCGUCACAACCAGACCCAACAACAACAUGCGCCAGCUCUUCACAACCAGACUCCAACAACAGCACGCGCGUCAGUUUCUGCAGUGGGCCACCUUGGAAAUGAAUUUUGUACAUUCCGCGUGAGUUGGUCGGUUGAGAUUAUAUCGUCGAGUUCGUCACAACCACUCAAACAACAUCAUGCGCCAGUUCUUCACAACCAGACUCAAACAGCAGCAACCGCGUCAGUUUCUGCAGUAGGCACCCUGGAAAUGAAAUUUAUAAGUCCAGGUAGAUGCUGUCCCCACUCCCUCGCCCAGAGCAUCCUCAAAGCCACCAUUGUCUAUCAGUGUGACUGUUGAUAAUUGUGAACUGUCAUUCUCAGGGAACACUCAUAAUCAACAGCUUGGGAUAGUUUACCAAUGUUUGUACAAUGACAAGGUAGAAUAAGUUGCUUUUCUUUUGUGCAAGCACAAGCUCUCUGCAAGCUGGUAUCUUAUUGCAACCUUGCGGCAAAGCCUGCAAGCAAUUUUUCAAGCUUGCUGCAGGCGGCAGUGAAUAAUAAAAAUGUCUGUCAGUAAAUUACUAAAAGCUGGCAAAGAAUAGUAAGAACAGCCAUGCUCUGCAUACUAAUGACGCCUUGUACGUGUAGUUCUUGUGCUCUUUUAUGCUUCAUAGUACAUUCCGCGCGAGUUGGUCGGUUGAGAUUAUAUCGUCGAGUUCGUCACAACCACUCAAACAACAACAUGCGCCAGUUCUUCACAACCAGACUCAAACAGCAGCAAUCGCGUCAGUUUCUGCAGUGGGCACCCUGGAAAUGAAAUUUAUAAGUCCAGGUAGAUGCUGUCCCCACUCCCUCGCCCAGAGCAUCCUCAAAGCCACCAUUGUCUAUCAGUGUGACUGUUGAUAAUUGUGAACUGUCAUUCUCAGGGAACACUCAUAAUCAACAGCUUGGGAUAGUUUACCAAUGUUUGUACAAUGACAAGGUAGAAUAAGUUGCUUUUCUUUUGUGCAAGCACAAGCUCUCUGCAAGCUUGUAUCUGAUUGCAACCUUGCGGCAAAGCCUGCAAGCAAUUUUUCAAGCUUGCUGCAGGCGGCAGUGAAUAAUAAAAAUGUCUGUCAGUAAAUUACUAAAAACUGGCUAAGAAUAGUAAGAACAGCCACGCUCUGCAUUCUAAUGACGCCUUGUACGUGUAGUUCUUAUGCUCUUUUAUGCUUCAUAGUACAUUCCGCGUGAGUUGGUUGGUUGAGAUUAUAUCGUAGAGUUCGUCACGACCACUCAAACAACAACAUGCGCCAGUUCUUCACAACCAGACUCAAACAACAGCAACCGCGUCAGUUUCUGCAGUGGGCACCCUGGAAAUGAAUUUUACAUUGGUCGGAUGAGUGUAUAUCAUCCAGUUCGUCACAACCAGACUCAACAACACGCGCUAGUUCAUCACAAGCAGACUCAAACGACAGCACGCUCGUCAGUUUCUGCAGUGGGCCACCCUGGAACUAAAUUUUGGUGAAUUUAUUUUACAGAUCAACUACAUUAACAAGGGAAGAAAUUGAAUAAUGCAUGUUUGGAUUCACUGCUCUUGUACCAAAAAGAACCAACAAUCUUCUGACUAUGCCCAAUCUAACCUGAUGCGCCCAGUUAAUUGCAUUUCCAUGAAUGAUGUCUGGCAUGACCAAAAACAAAUAGAAUGCUGAAGUUCGUUAUUGAACUCGAAGAACAUUUUGUCAUAAUAUGAAAGGCUGCUCUCUGAUGACAUCUGGUCCCUCUUAUAGAUCUUUUUUUAAUCACUUAAAGGUCUUCCAACUGGAAUCAGUCGACUUUUGAAAGUGGAAAGGCCCAGGAAACAGUUCUUCUUUACAACAAAUGUGUUUUUUGUCAUUUGGAGUGGUAUUUGAAUUACCGGGACUUAAAAUUAGCAAAAUUUGGUCUGUCCAAUGGGGCAUAGGCCCCUAUAGGACAAGAAAAUAUGUAUCAAUUAUGAGCAGUCUUUAUCUUUUCAUGAAAUUAUUUAACAAUAGAUCUGCAUGAGAUGAUGACUGUCUCACUGGAUCACUGGAUUCCUUCAUACGUGUGUGUCCCAUUUGGAAAAUAGGUUGUCCCCAACAUCUGGGAGGAUGACCCUGAAGUCUUGUUGAAUCUGUUGAGAACAACAAUGACAUAAGGGAAAGAAAAGGUUUAAUAUACAUGUAUAUACAAAAAAAUUAUGCUGUUUAUGAUUACAUUUUUCAAUUUGCAAAGGUGUUAAAACGUCACUGACAUUACUAAUACAGUUUAAUAAUAAUAAACCAGACUUGCACAUAAGGCAACAACAUUGUAAUGCUUU
Patiria miniata (bat star) is the source of this 2900-nucleotide messenger RNA. RefSeq lists its product as uncharacterized. The coding region runs from base 183 to 938 and encodes 251 amino acids. The transcript has 5 exons. NCBI's taxonomy places the organism in Eukaryota, Metazoa, Echinodermata, Asteroidea, Valvatida, Asterinidae. The record is from RefSeq and is a predicted model, not a curated record.